AAGUGGCUGGGAUUGGUCAAAGCCUGGAUCCAGAAAAUGUAUUUAAGGCGUGAUAUAAUAUAGUAAGCCACACUUUACGAAAUUGAAGAAGUAGGCAGUCAUGGGAAUCGUAUUGCUACUUGGUAUCAUCAUUGCGGUGGCUGCAAGCCCUUCUGAUGGCUCUCUAUGUCGAAAAUGUCCAAAAUUUUGGCUUCAAAAUGGAAAUAAGUGCUAUCGAUUCUACGCAUCUUUAAAGACUUGGGAUGAGGCAAGUAAGGCUUGCUCCUCCUGCGAAAACUCACACGGUAAGCUCGUCUCCAUCGGAAGUGAAGAUGAAAACAAAUUUGUUUCCACGCUUUGGCAAACUUAUAACAAUAAUCCCAGUGCGAGUGGAUACACAUACUGGAUUGGUUUGAGGAGGUCGGGCAGUACUUGGCGUUGGUGUGACAAAUCACCAUACAGGUACAAGAAAUGGGGAGCCGGUGAACCCAAUAACUCUGGAGGAAAGGAAAAUUGUGUUCACCAAUGGAAAAAGAAUGAUAAUUACCUGACCUGGAAUGACAUCCCUUGCGACUAUAUGUUGCCAUACGUAUGCGAGAUUCCUAUGGAAAAAUAAAUCCUCCAAAAUGAUUUGAUGAUA
Molecule: messenger RNA, 619 nt
Organism: Anneissia japonica
Lineage: Eukaryota; Metazoa; Echinodermata; Crinoidea; Comatulida; Comatulidae
Product: C-type lectin BfL-2-like
Exons: 2
Coding region: 101-595 (164 amino acids)
Molecular function (GO): signaling receptor activity
Source: RefSeq, a predicted model, not a curated record